Ambispora leptoticha is the source of this 1323-nucleotide messenger RNA. The record is from the annotation of a GenBank genome assembly. Lineage: Eukaryota; Fungi; Glomeromycota; Glomeromycetes; Archaeosporales; Ambisporaceae.
AUGGAAAAAUACGGAUUCCCAAUUCUGUCUUUUGAGGCCAUUCAAACUAUUUUAGCGGAAAUGGGGCAACACAUAGAAAAAGAUGAUAUAUCAACAAAACCCAAUUGGGCUCGUCUUCGUCCGAUAUACGAAUUUUUCUUGGAGGCGUGUCUGUAUAUUCCUAAAGACGAAUACUUUCCGGCACCUGAAUUUAUUGACGGCUCUAUAGAAGUGGGGGAGGUUGAUGCCGAGGCGCUUGAAUUAUUGGCUUUUUUGUAUCGAUUGGGAUGUCUUGCAGAAAUAGCAGGAAUCAAUGAUUUUGCUAUUCGUGAUUCUAUCAAACCAGAACCUGGUCGUAUUAGAAAAAUUCUAAGUGGCAUAAUUAACUUUGCACGAUUCCAAACAGGCAGACAGCCGCUGUUCGACGAAUUAGAAGCAAAGCUUUUGGAUGCACGAGAAGCAGUUGAAAAGGCUGCGGAAGAACAGAACGAACUUUGUAAAGUUGUGAGCGCCCUCGAAUUGGAACGUAAAGAGCAAGAACCCGAAUUAAAGAGACUUAAGGAAGCAAAUAAUAGCCUGACCGUGGACUUGAAGGAGCAGAAAAAACUAAAUACUCCGUUAGUGAAUGAGAUAGAGUCAUUAAAACAGAAUAAGGAUGAAAUCACACAUAAAUUGUCAAAUAUCGCUUAUGCAACCGUGAAUUUGAAACAAGAGAUCGAAAGACUGAAAAUGCGAAAAUUGCCUCAAGAUCCAGAGAAAUUGAAAUUGUCGAUUGAAAAUAUGAACGAAUCUGUCAAGAAAGAACAAGAACUCGCGUCUCUACAAGAUCGAAAACAGAGAGAUGUUAAACGGAGAUUAGAUCUAGCAAUCAGUCUACAUGAGAAAGCGAAAUCAUGUGAACAAAGUAUUGAGGAAGCCGAAAACGAGAUCAAAAAAUGUGAUAAUGAUAAACAAGCCAACCAAGAAUUAAGCCAGAAACUUGAAUCACGGGGGCUCGAGUUGUCGAAUCUGCAAGCGGAAUUGGAGAGACUGCGAAUACAAGAAACAAACAAUCGUGAAAAGUUGGAUCAUUAUUUAGAACAGGCUAAAGAACGACUGCAGGAGUUGGAGGAAAAAUGGGCCGAAUCUGAAAAUGCAUAUCAGAAAUUAAAGGGCGAAGAUCUUGAAAAUGACGAGAAGAAAUGUCAUGAACAACGAGUUAUUGAAGAGUUAGAACAUAAGAUCGCGUCACUGCAUAAAGCUGAGGAAAAGAAUCUAAUUGAAAUGACCAAUCGUAGAAAUGAGUUUGAAAAUCAGGCUAAAUUCCGAUUACUCAAUCUCAUGUAUAAAAUGGAUAAUAUGUAA